ACAAUUGGGCCAUUUUCAGAGAAGACACCGUAAACAAUGGCAACUUCAACGACCAGCGGGAAGAGCAGAGAAGGCACGGCCAAAGCCAUGGUGGCCGAUCAGAUCUCCCAGACCGUUCAGUCCACCUCCAAUCUCCUCCAUCUCAUGCAACAAUCCUCUGCUUCCCAGGCCCAACUGAUAAAGCUUCCAAAGAACCUUUUGGCAAAAACCUCUGCAAUCAAGAAUACUGGGCAGGUGUUAGAGCAGAUGCCUCGAGUCAUUUCAUCCUUAGAUGCUCAUAUGGAGAAUGGAUUACAAAGUGUUCCUCAUCUACAAACUGUGAUCCAGUUACUUGCAAAUAUUGAAAGCUGCCAGAUUAAUUCUAUCUCUCAAGCUCAUCUCUCUCAAGAGGAACAUGAGUUGGUAAAACCUUCAGAGAUUCCUUAGCUGACUGAAAUUCGAAUUCACAUUGCUGAUGAAGACUAAACUAUGCGACGGCAGGCACUCAAAUUCUAUCUCAGUAUGACUUUUGACUCGUUAUAAGCUCACAUGUUGUUUAUCUGUGGUCCCAGUUUAAACAUUGAAUAUAACCAGAAAAAUCAUGUGUACAUCGAUUAUGAAAAGACACUCUGUUCCAUCUUGUGAUGUUCUGCACAUAAAAUGUGCUCUCUAGGGAUAGGGAUACCCGUCUACCAUGAAUGUAACCAGAUAUACGUCUCAUUUUCAUUUCUCUAUGCGUGUAAAACACGUCUACGGCUUAUAAAGGUAGCAUGUUUGAUUCUUUUCCCA
Messenger RNA from Corylus avellana, 768 nucleotides. It is a transcript of the gene TOM2B, whose product is annotated as tobamovirus multiplication 2B. The record is from RefSeq and is a predicted model, not a curated record. NCBI's taxonomy places the organism in Eukaryota, Viridiplantae, Streptophyta, Magnoliopsida, Fagales, Betulaceae.